AUGGGUUCUAGCACGAAGAAAAAGAAGGAGAAGGCUAAGGACUUCCAGAAACCCAAGUUCAAGGUGGGAAAGGCGAAGGCCAAGCCUUCUAACUUCACCGACACCAGCUUCAAGGCGAAAUCUAUCGUCAUGGGACAACAGAAUCUCUCGACCGAAGCUCCGGAGACCAGCGCGCAGUUCAGACAUAGUCUUUCCCUUGCGUCGAACUCGAGGUCGGAGAAGCAGCGUAAAGAGGCCCUUGCCAAUCUCACCACGCAAGUUGCCUCCGGUAAUAAUCCUGUCGGUACCGCAACCCUCUUGGCAAGGCUCUUACCCCUCAUCUCCGACCCAUGUGGCCCGGUCCGCACACAGCUCCUUAAAUUGUUCCGACAACUCCCGGGAGACGAGGUGAGGAAUCACGCGGAGAGAUGCAUCAUGUAUGUCCGUGCCGGCAUGACCCAUCUGUCCGUCGACAUCAGCAACGAUGCGCUGUCCGCCCUGGAGUGGCUACUGGACGUCGCCGAGGACGAGAUCGUGUCUUGCCCCGGCGGGUGGGCGAAGACGCUGAGCAGCUUCUGCGCCCUCAUGGGGUGGUCCGUUUCGGCCACUGGCGGCUGGUCUGCCGCGCCCAAGGGAGGGAGUCUCAAGACCAAGGAUGCGCAGUCCCGCGUUCGGCAACUAGCCAUCCUCGCGAAAUUUCUGACGGCCGGUCUAGAGGCUGAAGCUGUUGCGACACGGAAUCCGAAUGCGCACUGGGACGGCAUGUACCGCGUGCCCCGUGUGCCGCAGCCCUUCGCCUACCUGAACCUGUUCGGUUCCCGCCGAGACGAGGAAGCCGAAAUGUACAUCGACAACGAGUCCCGCCAGCGCGUGUUUGGCCGGCGGUUUCUGAUUCUGUUCUCUCGGGGAGUAGAACAUACAAAGAAAGAGGGAGGGGCUGUUGGCCGGUCUGCUUCAGCUCUCGAACAGUCUCUGAAGGAUGGGAUGGCCGGGUUCGAGCCUUCAUCCGCUGUGGAUCCGCAAGACCUCCUAGAUCUGUGGUGA
Sodiomyces alkalinus F11 is the source of this 1023-nucleotide messenger RNA. RefSeq names its product pre-rRNA-processing protein IPI1. The transcript is spliced from 2 exons. Bases 1 to 1023 code for a protein of 340 amino acids. The record is from RefSeq and is a predicted model, not a curated record. Gene Ontology annotation, cellular component: nucleus. Lineage: Eukaryota; Fungi; Ascomycota; Sordariomycetes; Glomerellales; Plectosphaerellaceae. Gene Ontology annotation, biological process: rRNA processing.